AUGGCUUCGCUUCUCAAGUUCUUCACCGCAGGUUUGUUGGUGGCCUCCGCAGCCGCCCACCCUGUGCAGGUGCGCCCAUCGCCCAUUCAAAAGCGUGCUGCGAGCUCGACCAAGCGCGGCGCUGCUUACAACGACGCGACUCUCGUUUCCGCCUUGACCGACAGCUCUAGCGUUAUCUCUUGGGCCUACAAUUGGGGUAGUACGAUCGAUGGUGAUAUUCCUUCUGGUGUCGAGUAUGUGCCUAUGCUCUGGGGUUCCGACGAUGUCGACAGCUGGGCUGCCGCCGUCAAGACCGCUCUUGCAGAUGGCAGCACUCACCUGAUGGGUUUCAAUGAGCCUGACUCGUCCUCCCAAGCUGAUAUGACUUACUCUGACGCUGCUGCAUACUACAAGGAGUACAUCACUAUUUACUCUGAUGAUGCCACUUUGGUCAGUCCUGCCGUUACUUCGUCAACUAACACUGGUGAGGGUCUGUCUUGGCUCUCCUCUUUCUUGGGUGAAUGUGAAGACUGCAAGAUUUCCGUUGUUGCUAUUCAUUGGUAUGGUGGCACUAUCGCCGAGCUCCAGACCUUCGUCAACGAGGCUAUCGAGACGGCUUCUGACUACGGCAUAUCCGAGGUCUGGUUGACUGAGUUUGGCCUGGAUACUGAUGAGUCUGGUAUCACUGAUCUGAGCGUGGCUGCUACUUUCGUUGAGGAGGCUAGCACGUGGCUCGAGAGCAAGUCCGCUAUCACUCGCUAUGCAUUCUUCUACUGCGCCAACGACUUCAUGCUCACAGAUGGUGUCGCAAAUUCUGUUGGCAAUGCUUACGUCUCUGUCUCUGGGUCCACUUCCUCCUCUUCAUCGGAGUCCUCCUCGUCUGCAUCGACCUCUACAUCGACCUCUACAUCGACCUCUACAUCGACCUCUGCAUCGACCUCUGUAUCAACCUCCACAUCGACCACUGUCUCCGUUGCCACCGAGACCAUUUCAUCAUCCGCAUCUGAGAUCUCUUCAUCGGUUUCCGUGUCUAUCGAGGUCCUCGGUGAAGUCGCCGCAGAAUCGUCAACCUCAAGCUCAGUUGCUUCAACAACCUCGUCCACAUCCACCGUGACUCUGACUAUGACAACUACUCAUGUCGCCACUACAUCAGCAACUGCAUCAGCCACUACAUCAGCAAUCGUUUCAUCUACACCUACUCCUUCUGCGGUUGCGGUCGCUUCCACUACUCCAUCUGUAACCCCUUCGCCCUCGACCUCAGCGACCCCUACAUCCACAGUCGAGGUCGUGCCUACUGUCUACGUGACUCAGGUCAUCCCGGUCAUGGCUUGUCCCACUCACAGCUCCUUGGCGCAGUAG
Penicillium odoratum is the source of this 1338-nucleotide messenger RNA. Its product is annotated as glycoside hydrolase family protein. The transcript has a single exon. The record is from RefSeq and is a predicted model, not a curated record. Gene Ontology annotation, cellular component: fungal-type cell wall. The coding region runs from base 1 to 1338 and encodes 445 amino acids. Gene Ontology annotation, biological process: fungal-type cell wall polysaccharide metabolic process. Lineage: Eukaryota; Fungi; Ascomycota; Eurotiomycetes; Eurotiales; Aspergillaceae.